Arachis ipaensis is the source of this 2415-nucleotide messenger RNA. Lineage: Eukaryota; Viridiplantae; Streptophyta; Magnoliopsida; Fabales; Fabaceae. The record is from RefSeq and is a predicted model, not a curated record.
UGGCUGUUUUUGGUUGAUUUUCUUUACUUACCAAACAUUUUCGAUAUUUAUUCAUGUGCAUUUAAUUCUCAGCUGAAAAAGGAGAACCAAUGUGGACCAAUACCAGAAGCAGUGAAAGUGGGAGAAGAAGAGAAGAUAAGAAAAGAAGCAUUGCUUGCAACAAUGAGAAGAUCUCUCACUUUCUAUUCUUCUAUUCAAGCACAUGAUGGUCAUUGGCCUGCUGACUUUGCUGGCCCUUUGUUUUUCAUUCAGCCUUUGGUAAUUGAACUGUAUGUUACGGGAUCACUUGAUGUUAUUUUAGGUGCUGAGCAUAAGAGGGAAAUUAUUCGAUAUUUAUAUAAUCAUCAGAACAAAGAUGGUGGUUGGGGGUUCCAUAUAGAGGGACACAGCACAAUGUUUGGAUCAGCAUUGAGUUACAUUGCAUUAAGAAUACUUGGAGAAGAACUUGAAGAUAAUCAAAACAUGCCAAUGGCCAGAGCCAGAAAAUGGAUUCUUGACCAUGGUGGCUUAGUAGCUGUUCCAUCAUGGGGAAAGUUCUGGGUCUCGGUACUUGGAGUUUAUGAGUGGUCAGGGUGCAAUCCACUUCCACCGGAGCUAUGGCUUCUACCUAGAUCCACCCCUUUUCAUCCAGGAAAGAUCAUGCCCUAUUGUCGGUUGGUUUAUAUGGCGAUGUCAUAUGUUUAUGGAAAGAAAUUUGUGGGUCCUAUCACCGGCUUAGUCAGAUCUUUAAGAAAGGAGAUGUACAAUGAGCCAUAUCAUGAAAUCAACUGGAACAAUGCUCGAAACAAUGUUGCUAAGGAAGAUCUCUAUUAUCCGCACCCUAUAAUGCAAGAUAUCUUAUGGGAAUUUCUUUAUCACAUUGGGGAGCCUUUGUUGAAGUGCUGGCCAUUUACUAAGCUUAGAGAAAAGGCACUACACAGCUCAAUUAAUUAUGUAUAUUAUGAUAGUGAGAAUACAAAUUACCUUUCAUUUGGAGUUGUAGACAAGGUUUUGUGUAUGAUGGCAUGUUGGGUUGAUGAUCCCAACUCAAAGGCAUAUAAACAUCAUUUAGCUCGUGUUCCUGAUUAUUUUUGGAUUGCUGAAGAUGGUUUGAAAAUUCAGGGUGUUGGUGCUCAAGCCUGGAAUGCAAAUUUUGCUAUACAGGCAAUUCUUGCUUGCAAUAUGAACGAAGAGUAUGGACCUACACUUAAGAAAGCACAUGAUUUUAUAAAGGCAUCCCAGGUUCGUGAAAACCCAAGUGGAGACUACAUGGCAAUGUUUAGACAAACUUCAAAAGGAGCAUGGACCAUUUCCAUGGCAGAUCAAGGUUUGACCGUCUCUGAUUGCACAGCCGAGGGAUUAAAGGUUACACUCCUAUUGUCAAAAAUGCCAACAAAUCUUGUUGGGGAAGCCAUGGAGACAGAGAGAUUCUAUGAUGCUGUUAAUGUAGUUCUCUCUCUCCAGAGCAGUAGCGGCGGAUUCUCAGCUUGGGAAUCUCGAAGAGCCUAUAAUUGGCUAGAGAAAUUCAAUCCAACAGAGUUUUUUGAGGACUGCCUCACUGAGAAGGAUUAUGUGGAGUGCACAUCAUCGGCAGUGCAAGCCCUGGUUCUAUUUAAAAAGCUAUAUCCGAAUCAUAGAAGAAAGGAAAUAGAUAAUUGUAUUUCCAAAGCAAUCCAAUACAUUGAAGACACACAAAAUCCUGAUGGCUCAUGGUAUGGUUGUUGGGGGGUUUGCUAUACAUAUGGCACAUGGUUUGCUGUAGAGGCACUAAAAACCGUUGGAAAGAACUACCAUAACUGUCCUUCAUUGCGCAAAGCAUGUCAAUUUUUGUUGUCAAAACAACUUCCUAAUGGUGGUUGGGGUGAAAGUUACUUGUCAAGCCAAAACAAGGUGUAUACAAAUCUAGAAGACAACCGUGCAAAUAUAAUUCAAACAUCAUGGGCUUUAUUAUCUCUAAUUGCCGCAGGACAGGCUGAGAUAGAUGCUACGCCCAUACACCGUGGAAUGAAGGUACUAAUCAAUUCACAAAUGGAAGAUGGAGACUUUCCAGAACAGGAUAUUGUAGGAGUAUAUUUUAGGAACUGUGCCUUGACCUAUGCAUCGUAUCGAAACAUAUUUCCUAUAUGGGCUCUGGGAGAGUAUCGCCACAGAGUUUUAAACGAUCCAUGAAUUAAGAAGAUGAUCAAAUGCAUCAACUCAUCACCUUCAUCAAAAGUUCUUCGUUGUUCUUCAUUUUCAUCAACAAUAUAAUAUGCUUUUUUCUAUUCUCUACAGCAUGAAAAGUUGAAAACUAUACAUGUAUAUGUUGUUCAACCAAGAGUCCAAAACUCAAUCAUACAAUCCAAAAUAACGAUACAAUAAUGGGUUUUUCCCAAUUCUAUGUAAUAUUAUAUGAACAAUGUUGUAUGGUGAAUAAAAUUUAUUAUUUUUUAUCAA